Staurois parvus is the source of this 266-nucleotide messenger RNA. Lineage: Eukaryota; Metazoa; Chordata; Amphibia; Anura; Ranidae. The record is from the annotation of a GenBank genome assembly.
CCCAAAGUUCACUCAUCUCCAUAUUUUUCACCCAAAGACUCGCUGACAUCCCUAGUUUUAGAGGACAAGAAAAAAAAUAUUCUUGAACCAAUGGACUGCAGACACAGUACAGGAGAUGACCAGAGACUGCGGACACAGUACAGGAGAUGACCAGAGACUGCGGACACAGUAAGGAGAUGACCAUUGACUGCGGACACAGUACAGGAGAUGACCAGAGACUGCGGACACAGUACAGGAGAUGACCAGAGACUGCGGACACAGUACAG